Adineta steineri is the source of this 1728-nucleotide messenger RNA. Lineage: Eukaryota; Metazoa; Rotifera; Eurotatoria; Adinetida; Adinetidae. The record is from the annotation of a GenBank genome assembly.
AUGGCUCAAUCAUUCCCAAGUUGCAAUCAAGAGAAAUGGGAUAAUGCAUCUCUUUUCAGCAGUGCACAAGAAUUCAAUGAUCCAGUAAAAUUGAACGUGAAUACUAAAUUACCUUCAUGGUUUAAAGGUUGUUUAUAUCGCAAUGGUCCUGGACAAUUUGAAUUGAACAAUAAUCCUGAUGCCAGUGUUAAUCAUCCAUUCGAUGGAUUUGCAUGUAUAAAUAAAUAUGAUAUCGAUGGAGAAAAGAAUACAAUUUAUUUUCAAAGUCGUUUUAUUAAAUCUCGUACAUAUAAAGAAUCAUUGAAACGUGGAUGUCUCGUUACAAGACAAUUUGCUACUGAUCCCUGCAAAAGUUUAUUUGGUCGAUUUCAAUUGUUAUUUUCACCACUUAAUCCAGAAACAUAUUCUGAUAAUACUGUUGUAACUAUUCAACGAGUAAAUAAUGAAUUAUUAGCUCUAACAGAAAUCGUCGUAGGUUAUGUAAUCGAUGAAAAAACAUUAGAAACAGUUGCAUCUCUAACUUCGCUACCAUUUACAAAACCAAUACCAACAGAAAUUUUGACAUUAACUGCAUCUCAUGUAAUGUACGACUCAAAAAGAAAAAUGACUGUAAGCUACGCUACAAGAAUAUCACUAUUACAUGGACAAUGGUUAGAUGUUUUAUUCAUAUCUGAUGAUGAUAUAAAUCAUUCUAGUGAUAAUACAAAGUUGAACAAAACUGACAAAGAUGAACAUAAUAAUAUUGAUGAUAAUGAUGAUGAUGAUGAAAAUGUUGAUGAAGGUAGAUUUAUUUUAAUAAAUAACAAUAUGAAUAAACGUGGUAAAAGAUAUAAUCAACUAAUCAGAUCAAACACAAAAACCUUUCGUUACUAUUACACUGAUUCUGCUUCUUAUAUGCAUAGUGCAUCAAUUAGUGAAGAUUAUUUGAUUUUAUCAGAGAUUCCUUCACAUUUUUCUUUAUUUAAUACAAUUCGAACAAUACUUACCGGUGAUGUAGUAACAAAUAUGUUUAAAUGGAAUCCUUCUCUACCAACAUAUUUUCGAAUCAUUCGUUUAGACAAUGGUGAAGAAGUAGCACGUAUAGCAGGUCCAGCAUUUUUUACAUUUCACCAUAUAAAUGCUUAUCAAAUAAAUGAAAAUAAUGGAAAUGAAAUUGUAAUUGAUAUGUGUACUUAUGAUGAUAAUCGAAUUGUUGAUGAAUUUUAUUUAAAUAAAGUUCGUCAAAAUCUCUUUCCAUCUGGUUUUGGUUAUGUUAGACGAUUUCAUCUCAAUUUAGAUACGAAACAAUGCUCAGAACCUUAUAAAAAUCUUCAACAAUUACCUAAAGGUCAACAAAUAGCGCAUCCAAUUAGUCAUAUGAAUAGUCUUGUUCCGGUACAAAUUGAAUUUCCUAGAAUAAAUUCUCGUUAUAUAGGACAAUUCUAUCGUUAUGUUUAUGCAGUUCGAGGUCCUCCAAAUUAUAUGAUGGAUGCAUUAGUCAAAAUUGAUAUGCAAACGCGUCAAAUAUGUGGCUUUUGGCAAGAAUCAUGUACAUCUCCUUGUGAACCAGUUUUUGCUCCCAAACCAGAGUCAACCGAAGAAGAUGAUGGAAUUGUUCUAACUAUUAUUUUCGAACAACAAACAAACAAAUCAUUUAUACUCUUAUUAGAUGGAAUUACUUUCAAAGAAAUAACUAGAGCCUAUCUACCGGCACCAAUACCAUUUUCACUUCAUGGAAAUUUCUACUAA